Nothoprocta perdicaria is the source of this 2038-nucleotide messenger RNA. Its product is annotated as phosphatidylinositol-glycan-specific phospholipase D-like. Gene Ontology annotation, cellular component: extracellular matrix; extracellular region. The annotation marks the transcript as partial. NCBI's taxonomy places the organism in Eukaryota, Metazoa, Chordata, Aves, Tinamiformes, Tinamidae. The record is from RefSeq and is a predicted model, not a curated record. The transcript is spliced from 19 exons. Gene Ontology annotation, molecular function: GPI anchor phospholipase D activity.
AUUGAUUUUCGUGGUUCCUACUCAGAAGCUCACAGUGUUGGUGAUUUUGGAGGAGAUGUGCUGAGUCAGUUUGAGCUGGACUUCAGCUACCUGGCGCCAAAUUGGUAUGUGCCUGUCAAAGACCUAGCAGCCAUCUACCAGGAAUUUUAUGGAAGCGAGAUCAUAACAGAAAGCACAAUUACUGACUGUACCUACCUGCUCUUUCUUGAACUGCAUGGAGAAAGGCUUGCUGUUGCCAAGCUUUUUCCCACAUAUGCUGGUAAAUCUCCAUUUCUGGUGGAGAAGUUCCAUGAUUAUUUCCUGGGAGGGGUAGAUGACAUGGCAUUUUGGACAAACAACAUUUUUGAGCAGACAAGCCAUAUGUUGGAAAAUGGAACCAGUGGCUGCUUCCUGCCCGAGAACCCUCUGUUUAUAAAAUGCACAAGUGGACACAAGAACAACUACAUGAGUAAGCGACCCAGAAGUGAACACUACAAGAAUACAACUUCUUCUCUUACAGAAGCAAUUAAAAAAAAUAUAACAUUCACAGAGAGAGGAGUUCACUUCAAUAUGCAAGCGUGGGCAGCAAACUCCCUCCGCUUCUUAAACCAGGCUUUGGCAACAAAUGUAUGGAGUGUGUUAGCAGCCCCACACGGACAGUCUUCUAAGUACAUCUCCAAGCCAGCAGCAUCGUAUUUUUUGACUUCACCCUAUGCUAGACUUGGAUGGGCCGUGAUCUCAGCUGACCUAAACCAGGAUGGAUGUGAAGAUGUGGUGGUUGGAGCGCCAGGUUACAGCACACUGGGCCGUGUUCAGAUAGGACGGGUCUAUGUCGUCUAUGGCAGCCGGUCAGGUUUGCCCCCAGAGGACAUGGAUCUGGAUGAGAAGGCAGACCAAGUGCUAGAGGGGCAGCAGCUUUCCGGCCGGUUUGGUUCUGCCUUGGCAGUGCUGGACUUCAACGACGAUGGGGUGCCCGAUCUGGCAGUGGGAGCACCCUCUGUAGGAUCUCAAUUUCUCACUUACAAAGGUGCUGUAUAUGUGUAUUUUGGCACGGAGGGAAGAGGCUUGGGAUCUCAACCAGAUGUUACCAUAACUUGCCAGUAUUCCUACUGUAACUUUGGUUGGUCCCUCCUGGCAGCUGAUGUUGAUGGGGAUGGAAAGGCUGAUCUGGUGGUUGGCUCCCCAUACGCGCCUGGUGGUGGGCAGCAGAGAGGAUUUGUGGUUGCCUUCUACUCUUUUUUCAACAGAAGUGCCCAAGGUCUGCUCUCAGUCGAGGAUGCCGACUGGAUGGUGAAGGGGGAAAAAAACUAUUCUUGGUUUGGCUUUUCACUGGACAGCUGUCAGCUGGAGAACACGACGCUGCUGCUCAUCGGCAGCCCUGCGUGGAAGCAUUGUGUUGGCUGCAACUCCUUUUCGGAUGCUGGGCAGAGCGUUGGGAAGGUCUAUGGCUAUAAGCCACCAAGCACAGAGCCCUGGUUUGCAGUGAUGGGCCACAAGGACAUGGGCAGAAUGGGAACAUCCCUUGCCAGUGGUGUCGUAUCCGUAGCUGGGAUCACUAAGACCGUUUUGGUGGUGGGCGCACCUACCACAGACAGCUUUUUUAGAUUUUCCUUUAUAUCCACGGUGCUGCACCAAGCCGGGCUGGCUUUCAUGUAUGAGCUGACGGAGAGCGCCCAGCCUUCCCUGCUCAGCAUCUUCAGCGGGGACAGAAGGUUUUCUCGCUUUGGCGGGGAUGUUUUCUUAAGUGAUCUGGACAACGAUGGUCUAGAUGAAAUAAUUGUGACGUCCCCGCUGCGAACUAACGAGAUCACCACGAUCCUGCUCGGCGGGGAAGCUGGCCGUGUCUACAUCUACAAUGGAAACCAGACGACUGCCUUGGAUGUGACGGGUCACUGCAAAUCAUGGAUAUCUCCCUGUCCUGAGGACUGGGCUCAGUAUGUCCUGAUUUCUCCUGAGGAAAGGUCAAGAUUUGGGAGUUCUGUUAUUACUGUAAAAUCUGAAAGAAAGGUAAGAAAAUAACUGCUGCUUUUUGCUUGCUGACAUCUUUCCAUCCCACUUG